UCCGAGGCGACUGCCAUCUGCCGCCCCGUUCACACUGCGUCCCCAUCUCCCUCGCACUCUCCCGCGUCCUCUCUGCGCUUUUGGCAAGAGACCAGCGGCAAAGGCAGCCUUGAAAAUGCUGGCGACCGCUAUUAGGCCCGCAUCGGGUUUCUCAGAAGAGAAUACGCAGUACCGUCCUGCGAAAGACCUCGAGGAAUUCAAGAGCCUACUUCCUGCGCCCAUCGAAUUCGUUGAGGGCUCUUCGAAAGGAGCACUCCUCAUGGACGAAGACAAAUACCAGCCCAUCAACGCGACCCCAACACCGUCAGAAGCCGAGCCCCGGGAGACGAAGAAGGCUACUUCAUCUACCCAUCCGAAGUCCUCCAGGUCACCUAAAUCCCCUCAGACAACGUCAGGGAAGGCACUGUACAAUGGUCCUCUCCACACGUCGUGGCCGGAUGGCGCUAGCAUUGGAACAGGCCUUCACAAUACGGGGAAUACAUGUUUCCUCAAUAGCGCUUUGCAGUGCCUACUGCACACAACACCCUUGCUGCAUGUCUUGAUCAGACAUGGUGAUUCAGACCCUUGUCGAGUACCCAAGGGCGCAUUCUGCAUGGCGUGUAACUUGCGGACCGUGAUGUUCGAAUCGCACCAGAAACAACGACCUUUUGCACCGUACCCCAUCACGACUAAGCUACAAGUCAUCGCGAAGCAUAUGAAGCGCGGACGGCAAGAGGACUCACAUGAGUUCUUGCGAUAUGCUAUCGACGCCCUUCAGAAAUCCUGCCUUGCUGGCCAUCCACCGAAAAUGGACCCAAAACUCGCUGAGACUUCGUGGAUCCACCAAAUAUUUGGUGGCCGAUUGCGAUCUAGGGUUACAUGUCUCGUGUGUGGCCACGACAGCGAUACAUACGACAGUGUCCUGGAUCUGAGCAUCGACAUCUAUGGAGUGCAGACCUUGAAAGACGCUCUGCGGAAGUUCGUCGCAGUCGAUCAUCUGAAAGGGGCCGACAAGUACAAGUGCGAGAAGUGCAAGAAGCCCGUUACCGCGGACAAGCAGUUCACGGUCCACGAAGCACCACUUGUGCUGACCGUUCACCUAAAGCGCUUCUCUCCGAUGGGUCGUAAGAUCGGACACUGCAUCAAGUACGAAGAGCGUGUCUCAUUGCAGCCUGUCAUGAGCGAAGGGCAGCAUGGACCGACCUACUCUCUGUACGGCGUCAUAUCCCACGCAGGCGGCGGGCCCAACUCGGGCCAUUACUACGCGCAUGUCAAGGGCGGCGAUGGCCAGUGGUACGAGAUGAACGACGACUCUGUCACCCGCACCCCUCCCCCGAUGAGUCGGCAGAACGCAUACAUCCUCUUCUACAUUCGCGACAAGGGUCAGGCACUUGAGGCCGCCGUCGGUACCCCCGCCCGAGCCUCCCAGCCCACCAAGACCGGGCUCGUUGCGAACAUGAAGAAACGCAAGACACCGGACAGUGAGGGCGAGGACUCGGCUCGACCUGCGAAGUCGAAGGAUCGCGCGCCGUUCAUUGGUCCCCAGCUCCCCUCGUCACCUGUUACGCCCGGCAAGUCCGAUCCGCAGGCGCAGAUGCUGCAGAAGAAGAUUGGGCAGGUGACCAAGCAGGCCGUGACGAACGGGCUGGCUGACCUCGCGCAGUACAGCGAUGGUAGCGACGACAUCGGGGAGAAGGUCGAGGAGAAGGAGGAUGAGAAGGGCGUGAAUGGCAAGGGGAAGGAGAAGGCAGCCUCUGUUGAUGCCAGCGCUGAAGUGAAGUCAGACUUGACGACAUCUGCGCUGCUCCCGUCCCCGACGAUCUCAACACCCGCGUCCAAGACCGCCUCGUCAUCGGGCCUGACGUCCAUCCCUGCCAGCAGCUUUUACGGCAAUCCGGUCAAGAAGGGGAAGGGGAAGGACGGUGGCAGCGCGAAGAAGCGGAAGUCGCCCGACAGCGACGACGAGGACAGCGACGCCGAGCAGUCGCUGAAAGACUGGGCUCGCACGCCCAUCCCGUCAACGCCGUCCCGGAAAGCGAACACGCCGUCGAAGCGCGGCGAUCGCUUUAGUGGUAAUGGGAGCUGGAACCCGUACAGCAGGCUGAAGGGCAGCGAUACGCUAGGCAACCGCCGCGACUCUGCACCUGUACAGCAUCGGUACGGGAAGAAGAAAAGAAUGAUCAUGUAAGAUACCCCUCCGCAUAACACAUCGUCAUUCA
Messenger RNA from Rhodofomes roseus, 2198 nucleotides. Its product is annotated as cysteine proteinase. NCBI's taxonomy places the organism in Eukaryota, Fungi, Basidiomycota, Agaricomycetes, Polyporales, Fomitopsidaceae. The record is from RefSeq and is a predicted model, not a curated record. Gene Ontology annotation, cellular component: nucleus; cytosol. Bases 116 to 2167 code for a protein of 683 amino acids. The transcript has 6 exons. Gene Ontology annotation, molecular function: cysteine-type endopeptidase activity; cysteine-type deubiquitinase activity.